UUAUUACCCUUCGGCCCCAAUUUACUAACUCGGGUUUCGUUCUUACUUCGUGCAAACAUCAAUUGUUGAUCAACCUUAUUUAAGUUUUUAUACACGCAGUAAACGUGGUCUUGAUUUUUCUCCAGACAGUAUUUCGAUUCCAGAUAAGUUAACGAUAACACAAUCUUAACCGGUUUUCAAAAUGACCGCAAGUUGAUUAAAGCACAAAUUCCACGUAUGUACAUGACACGCUCCUUGCCUUCAUUUACUUCAAAAUUAUUUAAUAAAAGCUGGCCAUUCAUCACGACUACUAAGCCAGAUAAACUGUUAUCAUGAAUUCACUAGCUCACCUCAUUUGUCAAGAUAAGUACUGUCAAUAAAAUUACAAGAUUGGCUACAUUUCCAACUUGUAAUUUAUCAGACUACAUCCGCAAUGGCAGGUGUGGCUCGCAAAGAAAGUGUUGAAAAUAUGGAUAGUGAACGGAAUUUGUUUCAUAAUAAUCUAUCCGAAAAAGAUUUCUUCACAGUAAUUAAAUAUGCAUCUGUGGGAUUUCUCGCAGUUUAUUUGGUAGUGGGGAUAGGCCAGCAGUUGGUCUGCAAUAUUAUCGGAUUCUUGUACCCGGCUUAUUGCUCCAUGAAAGCUUUGGAAAGUCCCCAAAAAGAUGACGAUACAAAAUGGCUAACUUACUGGGUUGUAUUUGCAGUUUUCACCAUUAUCGAAUUUUUUGCUGAUUAUAUCGUAUUUUGGCUUCCAAUUUACUGGCUAAUCAAGUGCCUUUUCUAUGUUUGGCUUAUGGUGCCAAUCGAAUAUAAUGGAUCUUUAAUCAUUUAUCGCCGAGUCAUUCGUCCCAAAUUCUUACAAUACCAACCAAAUCUCGAUGCUAUGAUUUCCAACGCUCGCAAUUCUGCGGUGAAAAUGGCAGCGGAUGUUCUCACAAAUGAGAAGAAAGAUUAAAUGAAUACCCACUUUAGAAAUUUCUAUACUCACCGAAGAAAUGAUUCCUAAAUUUAUACUAGUUGAUUAAAUUCUUCUCUGUCCAUUCCUGAGAAUCAAGUUGGCUUUUAGGCUUAAAAUCUCGCCAGGUUUAUUUGUGUAUUAAUUUCUUACCAAACGUUCUAACUUGGAAUAUUUACCUACAUCUUACAUCACACGUAAAUUGGCAAGAUUUCUUAGAAUAGUAAUUUCACUUUAUAAUUAGCUAAAUUCUAUUUGUGUAUUUUGAAAUUUGAAAAUGACGACUCUUUUACUAAUGUCUUUUCAAAGCAUUCUGUGAUUUAGGACUGUGUUUUCUGGCUUCGGUUAGCACUUGUGUAUUACAAAAUUAUAUGCGUGUCCUUUUUCGUAAAAUCACACGAUAUUGAGUAUGAGAGUCAAGUUAGUGUGACUAAUAAGAUGCCUAGCACGCUAAACAUCUAUACAAUUUACGAUAUUUUUUCAAGUGCUGUGGUUGUAGCAUUGUUAUUGUAUUAAUCUGACAAUAUGAUGUCUUUAGAUAUGAAAUUGUUCGUUAAUUAAACUUCUUUUUUGUUACAAUGCCAUUGAAAUUGAUUCAUUUUAAUCAGGUUGAUAUAUUGAUUACAAAUAUUGUACAGAAUAAUGCCUUUGGUUUUUAUUGCAUGUAAUGCGUUUUUAUUCCACUUAGUUUUGAUAGUAAUUUAAACCAAUAAUUCAGUUGACAUUUCUUCAAUUUAAUUUUCAUAGCCUUGAAAUAAAUUACUGGUUAUUGUUGAACAUAUUUCCAGAGUAUUCUUUGAUGCUAUGCCAUAGUAAAAAAUGAUGAUGCAUCUUCAAAAAAUUAGUUAUUGAAUACCGAUAGAUUUGAAAAACUAAACUCUGCACUAAAUAAACAUUUUAUCUACCUAGGCAUGGUGAAAUCACCGUAUUAUGAUCCUCAGUAUACCGUACAACAUAACCAUAGAUCAGUUUCAUCGCUAUUCUAAAAUAUAAGUAUUCAAUGGCUUUUGAUAAGAAUCUCUUGCUAUACUAUAUUAGGAUUAUGAUAAAGUAGAAUAUACUAAGUGAUGUUUGUAUUAAAAAGAUUUUACACUUCGGUUACGAUUAGAAAAAAUGAAUCAGGAUUGCAAUUCUGCUUUUGCCUCAACACGUUCAAACUCUAGGAAAAUUUUGUGUCGAUAGAAGACAGUUCCUAGUAACUAACAAAGAAAUUAUUUUUUCACCUGCAGAUUGUUCUUUGGAGAUAUGACCAAACCUGUACUAAUUGGCGUAAUUGAAUCUCAUGUUGAGCUCGUAACUUUAUUGUUUACUUUUUGCGUUUUAUUAGUGAUAAAAAUAUUCGAUGAUUAAGGACACUGGUUUAACAAUUUGUUGCAAUUUUUUUCUAUUAGGAUGUUCAACUGAUUAUAUUACAUUUAUAUAAAAUAGAAUUAUGCGGUGCCUCAAAAGACAAUUUUCUUUACAACUUAAUAAUAAAGCUAAUAUGAAUUGUCUGGAAAAAAAAUGAAUAAAGAACCAUUUAUUUUAUAUCCUAACUUCAAAA
This is a messenger RNA of Neodiprion virginianus, 2477 nucleotides long. RefSeq names its product receptor expression-enhancing protein 5-like. The transcript has 4 exons. The coding region runs from base 413 to 934 and encodes 173 amino acids. NCBI's taxonomy places the organism in Eukaryota, Metazoa, Arthropoda, Insecta, Hymenoptera, Diprionidae. The record is from RefSeq and is a predicted model, not a curated record.